Messenger RNA from Nicotiana attenuata, 2165 nucleotides. Its product is annotated as transcription factor E2FA-like. Gene Ontology annotation, molecular function: protein dimerization activity; DNA-binding transcription factor activity, RNA polymerase II-specific; RNA polymerase II cis-regulatory region sequence-specific DNA binding. The transcript is spliced from 14 exons. The record is from RefSeq and is a predicted model, not a curated record. Gene Ontology annotation, biological process: regulation of transcription by RNA polymerase II. Gene Ontology annotation, cellular component: RNA polymerase II transcription regulator complex. The coding region runs from base 158 to 1612 and encodes 484 amino acids. NCBI's taxonomy places the organism in Eukaryota, Viridiplantae, Streptophyta, Magnoliopsida, Solanales, Solanaceae.
CUCCCUUCCCUCGUUUUCUCCUUUUCUUCCUUCCCUUCCAAAACCCCUUUCCCCCAUUUCCACCCCAACCACCCACCCCCUAUACCCACCACCCCUUCUCUAAAACCCUUCUCUUCUUACAAUCCCAAAAAUCUUCAGCUUAAAGGGUAUCCAUUCCAUGUCUUUUGAUACAAAAAUGACAGGUCCAGAUGCACCACCCACUGGUGUGGCGGCGCCACCGGCUGCUCAGUCAUCAUCCGCCGCCGUGAACGGCGGAGGGAGGAGUCAGAUCUCCCAGCCGAUCAAACGAUACCUGCCCUUUACUUCUAUGAGGCCGCCGUUUGUUAGUCCUGAGGAUUACCACCGAUUUGGUGGUGUUGAUUCUCGGAUUGGGUCCCCUACUUUACAGCCUGAUGCUAUUGUUGUUAAGUCCCCUGCACUAAAGCGGAAGGGUGGGAUGGGCUAUAAAGCAGUUGAGUCCGGUGACUGGACUGCUAAUCCUGGGUAUUCGGAUGUGGCCAAUAGUCCACUUGGAACACCAGUGUCUGGAAAAGGAGGAAGAGCAAAUGGACGGUCAAGAGCCACAAAAAGCAAUAAAUCUGGACCUCCAACUCCUGUCUCUAAUGUUGGUUCUCCUUCUCCUCUUACACCUGCAAGUUGCCGUUACGACAGUUCAUUGGGUCUUCUAACCAAGAAAUUUAUCAACUUGAUCAAGCAUGCUGAAGAUGGUAUGCUUGAUCUUAACCAGGCUGCAGAUACUUUGGAGGUGCAGAAAAGAAGGAUAUAUGAUAUAACAAAUGUGCUUGAAGGAAUUGGUCUUAUUGAAAAGAAGCUCAAGAACAGAAUACAAUGGAAGGGUGUUGAUGCUUCUAAACCUGGAGAAGUGGAUAAUGAUGCUGCCAUUUUAAAGGCAGAAACUGAAAGCCUUUCGAUGGAAGAGCGAAGAUUGGAUGACCGAGUUAGAGAAUUGCAAGAAAAGUUAAGGGAUAUGAGUGAAGAUGAAGACAACCAAAAAUGGCUUUUUGUAACUGAAGAAGAUAUAAAGAGCCUACCUUGCUUUCAGAAUGAGACCCUCAUAGCAGUUAAAGCUCCUCAUGGCACCACCCUGGAAGUCCCAGAUCCUGACGAGGCUGUGGACUAUCCACAAAGGAGAUAUAGAAUUAUACUCAGAAGCACAAUGGGUCCAAUUGAUGUCUACCUCGUCAGUCAAUUUGAGGAGAAGUUUGAGGAGAUGAAUAGUGUUGAACCAUCAAUGGCCAUCCCAGUUGCUUCAAGUUCAGGCUCAAAGGACAAUCCGGCCAUGGAGAGAUCAGCUCUUUCAAACAAUGUUACUGAGAAUGAAGGACAAACACAAAAUGUUGAUCAAUUGAGUUCUGAUCUUGGUACUUCACAGGAUUACGGUGGUGGAAUGAUGAAGGUUGUCCCUUCAGAUGUUGAUAAUGAUGCAGAUUACUGGCUCCUAUCAGAUGCACAUGUUAGCAUCACAAAUAUGUGGGAGGCAGAUCCUGCAGUUGAAUGGGAUGGGGAAAACUUGCUCCAUGAAUUUGGAAUAGCUGAUCUAGGUAGCCCAAGAGCACAUACUCCGUCUGCUGUUACUGAUGUACCAACCCCAAUGAACGUGCCACCAAGAUGAGUUACGCUCGCUCUUGCGGAUAAGCUGAAUUUGGAAAUUCCAGUCUAAUUUAGUCAGAAACAAGUAAUCACCGUCUAUUUUUGCUGUUUUGCUCCUUAGAUCCCUAAGGGCACUGGACGGUGUACUUACACAAAGCCCAAGGACUGAGACUUUGUACAGUUGCGGAAUCUGCUUGACCCCUUUUACAUGGUUGAUGAUACUUGUAACCAAACAGAGCAUGCUGAAGGUGCAAAAGGUGGAGUUAAAAGAAUAGGAAGGAAAUAUUGGUUAUUUAUCAAAUUCUUGCUCUUAACACCCUCCUCACCCAUUGUCGUUGCUUUUCCACAACGUUUAGGCUACGUGGGAGGUAAAAGUUUUCCUUCCCCAGUAGAGUUCCUUUCCUGUUCGCAGGUCUUCAUAACUCAACACUCAUCUUCUUUCUGGAAUUUAAUAUUUCCAUCAGAUAUUUCAGGUCCUUAAAGCUGCAUCAUGAUACAUUAUUAUGGGUCUUCCCUUGUUGAGAAAAAUAUUGGUUAUUUAUCAAAUAUCAUCUCUAAUCAACCUUCAUAUGCAA